UGAUUGGUGAUAUCGGCUUAUCGUAAAGGUCUACACCGGAGUGCUCAUUAUCGUCUGUGUCCGUAUGGUGUCCAGCACCGUAGUCUUCCUUUCUUGUGUCUAUUGACAUCGCUGUCAAGCGUUGAGGUACAACCUUCAAUAGGAACAGUCAGAGCCCUAAUCUAGAAGUGUGAUGAAGAUAGUAGAAUUUUUAAUAGGAUGGCUUACCAGCGUUUUUAUAGAGAGAACCGCUAGUGAUUAUUCACAUCCUAUUAUAGUAUACGCAGGAUUAGGGGACUCAGUUUUGGGUGACAAUAUGAAGGAUUUUAUGGCUAUGCUCGCGGAGAGGUACAAGACAGAUGUCUAUGGUAUAAAUAUAGCAGAUUCUGACCAGGAAGAUAGGAAACUAAGCGGUCUUUCAGACGCAAAUUAUAACGUAGGAGUAGCAUGUGAGAAGUUGCAGGAUCUAUCCUACCUUGGUAACGUCAACGCGGUUGGUUUUUCGCAAGGUGGUCUCUUUCUACGCGCUAUAAUCGAGCAAUGUAGCAAUAUACCACAAUUCAAGAAUCUUGUUACAUUCGGUACACCACAUUUAGGAAUCGAGAAACUUCCUACUUGUAAACCACGCGAUUGGGUUUGUUUGGCCGUAUCAUUAGUCACGAAAUGGGGUGUAUAUACCGAUUAUGCUCAAUCGCAUGCCGUCGUCGCACAAUACUACAGAGAUCCAGUUAGAUACGCGACAUACCUCGACAAAUCAACCUGGUUAGCGGAUUUAAAUAACGAGCGUAUCCUUUUAGGUGAGGAAUACGACGCCACUUAUGGUGAUAAUCUUGCAUCUUUGGAUGGUCUCACAGCAGUCAUGUUUAACAAAGAUACUGUCGUCAAUCCAAAGGAAUCAGCUUGGUUUGGCUCCUCGCCUGUCUCAUCGCACUAUCAAACUAGCGAGAAUCCGAUAAUACCACUUGAAGAGCAACCGAUCUUUUUGCAUCCAAAAGAUCCCCUCGGACUGAGAAGAUUGGCUGAAUCUCAGAAGCUGCAUUUUAGAUCUUGCGAUGGAGACCAUUUAAACCUCAAAGACGACUGUUUGUGGCCAAUUUUAGAUGAAGCGUUUAAAUAAUAUGAAUAAUGUAUUAUACAAUAUGUAGAAUAAGACAACAAUAACUUUUGGUACACGAAAUGAUUAUGCUAGUGAGAAUGCAAGUAUUAUCUAAUUAGUUUUUUGAUAUUAAAUGAUGAGCUCUCCGAGUGUUUCAUAUCCCUUACUACACCCGUAGUGUUUAUGGAGCCCGCGACAAAAUUGGUGUCUACGUUAAGUGAAGGGAAUGCCUUCCAGAAUCUGAUGGUUUCAUCGCCAGAGCCAGUGACGAUUGUUUGUCCAUCAGGAGAUGCAGCGAGGUAGAGCACACGAUAAGUGUGUCCCGUUAGAGUCGCAACUUGAGACAUUGAUGGAUAUUUCCAAAUUGAGAUGUGAUUCUGGUAGGCAUUACCAGAGUAACCAUGCGUCGACACCAAUUCUUGCGUGUUUUUAGAGAACCAUAAUCUACAGACCUGACUGCCUGUAUCCCAGUCACCUAUACUAUGUCUAUCGCCUUUGAGUGUAUCCCAAAACAAAAUUCUUCUGUCAGAGGUACCGCCCCCAGAUGCUAAUAUACCCCUAUGAUGAGGAUUCCAACUGAUAGCUUUCACCGCAGCUUCAUGCUCUGUGUAUCUAUGUAUGUAAUUAUAGGAUUUCGUAUCCCAAACGUAAAGUUUAUUGUCAUUACCACCUGUUGCGAGCAUAUCACCUGCUGGAUUAUAGGCCAAACCUGUGAUUUCUUGUUUAUGACCAAUAACUCUCCUCACAUAGUGGUCUUUCAAUCUAACAUCACGAAUGAGAACGCUUUUGUCUCUUGAUCCAGACGCUAGCAUGUGGUUUGACCAUGAGAGUGUACCUGUACGAUUGUGAUGUCCACUCAUAACACGGAGAAGUUUACCUGAAGGAACAUCCCAAAUUUGUACAGCGCCAGUUCGCAAACCAAUUGCGAGUUGUGAGCCCUUAUUAGUCCAAUUCAGACUAGAAACCGAUUCUUCAGGAUCAGCAUGCUCUAACUCGCGAACAUUGCAGAGAGUCAUAACUUGUCCAGUCUCUGCCAUCCAUAUGUAAACUGUUGAAGCUAAGGCGACAGCAAGGAUGUUGGUUGAUGACCAAUCAAGCAAAUUAAGAUAGUAGUCAUCAGCCAAUUCCGGAGCAUCGAGUACUUUGUAUGGCAAUUUUGAUAUUUUGCGAAGGUUCUUCCUUGGACUCAUUAGCAACCUCUGUGAUACAGAUUUAACAGGUGAAAUUGAAUAUUUUUCAUGUGCCGCACUAUCCAAACCGACGCGGUCUGAUGCAGAACUCAUUCCAGAUAGCGAAGAACCGGAUGAAGGCAUAUACUGGAAUACUUUCGAGCGCGGCGUCAUUGGAGUGGAAGGAGUAGAAGGUGCAUAUUGAUAAUGUGAGGUACUCGAAAAUGAUUGGCGUCUCGAUGAAGAAGUGGGAGAAUUGAGGUUAUCGUCACCCAGUAAUUCAUUCGAUAGUAAGCUGCUAAAUGUUUUAUUGCUCUCCUCUUUUACAGCAUCAACUUCACCACCAGCAAGACCGAUAAGCUUUGGUUCACGUGUACCAUUAUCCAACAACGAUGGCAGUCUCUUCUUACUCGAUGGCGUCGUUGGUGAGGGUGGACCGUCAUUGAGUGUGUAGUUCUGGCGACUGACGCUACUCCUCGCUGGAAUGAACCUAUCGCCAAAACCUGAAGAUCUCUUCCGAGGCGUUGAUGGAGAGUCCUCCUGCGUCAUUUUUAUUUUUUGUGAUGGAAGUGAGGGU
Wallemia mellicola CBS 633.66 is the source of this 2821-nucleotide messenger RNA. RefSeq names its product alpha/beta-hydrolase. Bases 173 to 1096 code for a protein of 307 amino acids. Gene Ontology annotation, molecular function: thiolester hydrolase activity; palmitoyl hydrolase activity. The record is from RefSeq and is a predicted model, not a curated record. Gene Ontology annotation, cellular component: lysosome. The transcript has 8 exons. NCBI's taxonomy places the organism in Eukaryota, Fungi, Basidiomycota, Wallemiomycetes, Wallemiales, Wallemiaceae.